AUGGAGUUUGCGACCUAAUAAAAUCCGUUGCAUCUUCCCUGUUUUAGAAACAUAUCGUUUAUCAAUUUUUAAAGAACGGGCAUGUAAGAUAUUAGUUAUUGUUAGUUAUUAGUUAACGAUAUCCCAGAUUAUUAUUAUUUUUUUGUCGAAUCGAUGCGGAUUUAAAAAAAAAAGUGCUCCCAAGUAGCGGAGGGACAAAAGGACAUUCGAGCCUGAUGAUGAGAAAGGGGGGAGUCUCUGUCCCGGAGAAAGUCCUAAUUGCAGGGGUCGGGGGCUCCUCCAUGGACAAAAACCGCACAGUUCUGACCCAGUACACCAAUGCGCCGUAUUAUCAGAUCUUAACCCCUCCGCCAUGUCCGAACCAGACUAACAAUGUCGGUGUCCCAGACCCGACCGACAGUCAGCUAUACACUACCCCCAUCGGGGUGUCUACAAACGGGACCGGACAGCGACCACCCCUCGGAAGACACCCGGCGAAGCGUCGGUUGGAGCUGGAGGAGAGUGAUCAGCAGUACACCAGUGAGACUAACAGAGGCUCCAGAGCCACCAGGCACUCCCUCAGAGGACCCAAGCCUACCCCCUCCCCGUUAGAGAAGAGCAGGUAUGACGCAUCUCUAGGCCUCCUGACCCAGAAGUUUGUCCAGCUGCUGGCCCAGUCCAGUGACGGGGUGGUGGACCUGAACCUGGCCGCGGAGUCCCUCAAGGUGCCGAAGAGACGUCUCUAUGACAUCACCAACGUCCUGGAGGGGGUGCAUCUCAUCAAGAAGAAGUCCAAGAACAACAUCCAAUGGAUGGGCUGUAGCCUGUCUCCAGAGGGAGUGGCCAGGGUCCAGACCCGUGUCUCUGUGGGUAAAGAGCUGCUGGAGUUGACCCAGGAGGAGAAGAGACUGGAUGAACUCCUACACAUCUCUACAUGCAUCAUCCAACAGAUGACUAAAGACACACCCACAAGGAAGUUUGCAUACAUAUCGUAUGAGGAUGUGAAGAGGAUUCCUAGUCUGAAGGACCAGACGGUCAUUGUGGUCAAAGCCCCUGCUGAAACCAGACUUGAGGUGCCAGACCCUGCAGAGAGUCUCCAGGUCCACCUGAGCAGUACCCAGGGUCCAAUAGAUGUCUCCCUAUGCUCUGAUGACCACGCCCCCUCCACGCUGAACAACGUGGCACUGAAUGGAAACGGACAUCCUUCUUCAUCGUAUGUCAAUGGAAACUCCUCUUUGUCCGUCCUCAAGGUGUCACAAGGGGGUAAUAACUCCACUGAUAACGCCAGUAUCAGUUUCUCCAACGCCCUGUCCAGGCUCCCAGCAUGCUCAGCAGUGACAGUGACCCCGGUCUCCCUCCUCCACCUCCAGGAUGUCGACCAGGAGCCCUUUGUCUCCCUCUCUCCCUCCCUCCUCUUUGAGGAGGACGACUACAUGCUCAGCCUGGGGGAAGACGACUUGUUGUCCUACGACCUGGACCAGCUUCCACUUGAAGACCUGCUCUGUAACUGAGUGAAAUGGAAACUCAGCGGCCAUUUUGGGGAUUUUGAUUUUUGAGGCAUGUUAUUGACCAGAUUUAUGGCCCAAAUGUGAUCAUUUACAGUAUAAUCAACGGUUGUAUCCUAUAGCCCAGUGGUUUCAUCAGCUCUAGCUCAGCAGCCAUUUUGGAGCAAUGGUUUUUCUUGACAUUCUAGACUGCAUCGCUCAUAGAGGACCUGCUGUGUAAUUGACAUUGAAUGUGAAAAUACAUGUUUUGUUUUUUUUGGUAUAGAUUUGAUCGAAGGAAGUAAGACUAUGUUGCCAUCCGGACAAAUGUGGCAGGCCAGCACAAACACAAACUGUCUAGAGGGGAGAAUUCUGUGGCUGAACAAACAGACAAACCCCUUCUCAAAGCCUUGUUUUUCUGAUUUGACCUGCGCUGACAGGCAAACCAACAUUCAAUCACUCACUCCCCAUAGCAGACCGUUAUGUCUUCUUGAUGAACUGUUCUCGUCUGUAAACACAGAUUGUCCCUAAACAGAGAUGGGUUAUGGGUAUUAACCUCUGGACACAGAUUCUUACCCAUCUCUUCCGUUGUGUGACUGUUAUCUGUCAACUUGUGUUUUAAUAAUGUGAUGUAGUGGAACCUACCCGGCUAGGUCCUGGUUCUCGGGUUCACAAGAAGCGAGCAGACCUGAUAUCUAGGCCCCAGGAUGGUGAGGUCUGCCUGGAUGUCGAUGGUACGUGAGUCCCCUGGUCUUCCACAUGGAGCCUUCUGACCCAAUACUGGGAGAUACUCACUGGUAUUGUUAGGAUAACCAGAGUAUGUAGUGAAAGAUGCCCCUGGGUUUGCAUUCCAAAUCGCACCCUAUUCCCUAUAUAGUGCACUACUUUUGAUCAGGGCUCUGUUCAGAAGUAGUGCACUAUACAGGGAAUGGGGUGCCAUUUGGGGUCAAAAGUAUGUAGGGAAUGGGGUGCUAUUUGGGGUCAAAAGUAUGUAGGGAAUGGGGUGCCAUUCAGGGUCAAUUGUAGUGCACUAUAUAGGGAACGGGGUGCUAUUCGGGGUCAUCAUUUUCCUACACACUUGCUGUAUUUUUAUUUGUAUCUAUUUUUGGGGAGUGUGUGUGUAAUAUUGGUUGUUUGUUCCCUACUGCCACCCGUAGCCUCUGCUGAUUCCUGUAUAUUGAAGCAAUGUUCCUCCUUACCACCAGUAAAACACACACCACCAUGCACGCAGACAAGCCCCUCAUCUUGUUUCAGCCACUGUAGCCAUGCCACCAGCCAUUACUUAUUGACUAGCGUUAUGAACCAACUCCUUCAUGUUCGUUUCUCAGGGCUUUUUACUUUAAAUACAUGUUGCUUUGUUCAAA
Messenger RNA from Salvelinus namaycush (lake trout), 2827 nucleotides. RefSeq names its product transcription factor E2F3-like. The record is from RefSeq and is a predicted model, not a curated record. Gene Ontology annotation, cellular component: RNA polymerase II transcription regulator complex. The transcript has 7 exons. Lineage: Eukaryota; Metazoa; Chordata; Actinopteri; Salmoniformes; Salmonidae. The coding region runs from base 216 to 1490 and encodes 424 amino acids. Gene Ontology annotation, biological process: regulation of transcription by RNA polymerase II. Gene Ontology annotation, molecular function: DNA-binding transcription factor activity, RNA polymerase II-specific; protein dimerization activity; RNA polymerase II cis-regulatory region sequence-specific DNA binding.